Molecule: messenger RNA, 2091 nt
Organism: Psilocybe cubensis
Lineage: Eukaryota; Fungi; Basidiomycota; Agaricomycetes; Agaricales; Agrocybaceae
Exons: 1
Coding region: 1-2091 (696 amino acids)
Molecular function (GO): protein binding
Source: RefSeq, a predicted model, not a curated record
AUGGGUUCUAAAAAUAAUAAGUACGCUAUGCUGACCAUGCUGUUAUUCAAUUCAAUAUCUACAGCAUCGCGACUUUCAAUAUCGCUGGAGGGAACAGCGUCGUCUUCCCCUUUCCCAUCGCCCUCGUCCUCUUUUAUACCUCCACCCACGCCUGGAGCCCACGAAUUUGCCGUCAAACCGGUUCCGCCCGUGCGCAACGGGAAAAAAACGAGUACAACAAACUCUACGUCUCACCCACCAUCGCAGUCGCAACCACUGAACCCACAGGUGCCGAGCCCACCUCUGCUACUCCCUGAAACAGAUUCUGGUAGCAGUGACCUAACUUCCGAGCUGAAAAUGCACCAUGAGCCAUCAUCACAGCCGCCCUCGCUAAAGGGCGUCGUUCAGGCACAUAUUUCAAACACAAAUGGGCUAUCUCAACUGCCGCCGACCUCAAAAGAAGCGUUGCCUCCAGCGCCGUUGUCCCCUGCUUUGAUCUCUCCUAUGACCCCUACACCAUCGAGUGUCCAGAGGAAGAUCAUUCCAAAGGAGUAUCUCGAGCCGCCUCGGACUCCGGGGCACGCUGAACAAUCCCACUCGUCAUCCACGACGCCGACAAUACCAAUUUCUGCCCUCCCAUCCGAAGAAGAUGAGAAAUUUGCUAGUGAAAACUCAUCUCCUGCAACGGCAACUGCAUCAUCGUUUCCACCUCCAUCGUCGUCGUUAUUGCCACCCUCUCAUAGUCAAGAUGUAGACCAUUCUCCUUCCAAAAUUAUCAUUCCAGAUAAUCUUCUCGACGCGUCUAUACCAGGUAGCGGGCUUUCGAGUCCUGCAUUCACACCCAGCAGCCGACCCAUGUCCAGCGCUGACCCUUCACUGUUUUCCAACCGCCCCGCUCCUCCUUCACCUGCAAUGUCGCGUCGCGUGUCUGGCGCGCCCUCCAUAUCCUCCACCCGCUCACGUUCAUCGCGACCCCCAUCUACCUCCGUAUCUCGUACAAAUUCUCUCAGACAUUCUACCCAGUCGACACACUCGAACGCCGCCGGCUCCGCGCGCAAUUCGCCCGUGAUCAACCCACAUCGGCAGUCCGUAGGCAGCCAGCUGAGCCAGAGCUUUGCGCCGCUGCCGUCCCCACAACACCUCACUUUCUCGCUGAACGUGCCUCAACCAUCGGCUUCUGGCUCAUCUAGCACAACGUCGUCGUCUGUCGGUGUUCCUGCGAGCCCCAGUGCGUCGGGCGCGGCCACACUCCUCCCAGUCACACCAGCGACCGCAGUGUCGACCUCGUCGAAGCGCGCGUCGGCGAUAACUUACAUUAAGAUCCGCGAUUUCGGCUUCGCGCCCUCGGACGAACGGCACGUCGGACUCGGCCCUGAGGUGCCCAAGCCUAACCGCAUCGGGCGGAUGAACCGGCGGCUGCGCGGGACGCGCACGCUGAGCACGUUCAGCCAGGGCAGUGUGAGCAGCUCGGACGGUGAUGGCGAGGAAGAGGAUGAAGAUGAUGUUGAUUUGGAGGGUUGGAGUAUCGGCGGGUACGGCGGUAGAGGCGGGUGGGAUGGGCUCAGGAUAGGUUUGGGAAGGUUCAAUCAGCACUCGGGCGCGAAUGCUGCGACGGUUAUGGAGAACGAGCGUCAGCAGCAGCUGCAGAAUCAGGACUUCCCGAGCCGGAUGGAUUUGGAUAGGAAUUUCUUGGAUGGGGAUGAUAUGGAUGAUGAUGAUGAAUAUUACGACGCUGCUCAAGAUGAAGAGGACGAAGAGACAUUGUAUCCUGGGCUGUAUCGUGCACUAUAUGCCUUUGAACCGGAGGGUACUGCUGAAAUGAGAUUGGUGGAGGACCAGAUUGUGCGUGUGGUUGGACGAGGCGGAGGUGUGGGUUGGGCAGUAGUCAUUGAUGAAAAUGCAGAGGGAGACGAGGCUGGUUCGAAAGCAGAUGGAAGUACGUCUGCGCCAAAACAUGCUCUCGUGCCGGAGAGCUACUUGGAGCCAGUGAGAUUGGAUUGGGAAGAUGAGGAUGAGGAGGCUGCUGUUCCCGCUGCUGCUGCUGGCGGUAGCGGUGGUGAACAUGAUGUGGCUACUCCAGUCAAGAAUAUUCCUUCGAUUACUUUGGCGUAG